CACCCAUGCUCGUCAGAGAUCGAGGUGGAAAAAGAGUAGGCGGUGGAUUUCCACCGGGGGCUGGCCACGCUAUAGCCCAGGGACUACCGGACUUUCUAACUGAGACGGGGCCUGGUAUUAUCUGUUGAACAUAACAUCAUAGGUAAGGGAAUCUUGAAUCUCGGUUACGUACUGACUGAAGUCAUCGCCGUUUCAGUUGCCCCGUUUACUUUCUGCAACUACCCAAAACUUCCCUUCCACUGAUCUCAUUAUCAUUAUCAAAACCUCAAAUUCAAUUACAUCUCAUUAUCAAAACCUUAUAAUUUCAACUUCACCAAGUUUUUCAAUGACUGAACCGGAGGUUGACGAGUCAACGACUUGGGAAUCGGUCCUGCGCAGAAUGUUACCCGCCGGCGCUCCAUUACCCGACGAAGACCACCUCGACUACUCCAUUGCCGUCGAAUACGAUGGUCCUCCUGUCCCCUACGCCGUCCCCGAAAUCGACCCUGUCGACGUGGACUCCAUCUCCGUUAAAAUGCCUUCCAUUAUAUCCGAUUCCACUUCCACUUCUACCCCUAUUAUUCCCGUUAUUUCUUCCGUUAUCCCCAAGUUCAGCGGACGCAGAAACGUUAAUUUAAAGAGCAGCAAUGGCCGGAGAUCGUCGUCUUCGGUUUUCAAAACCCGAUCCGAAGAAUCGGAUUCGGGUCAUUUGGUCCGAAGAGCAGGUGUUGAAACAAGAAGACUCAACACGGUGUUGUUUGAGACCGAAUCAGAGUCUCCUUGGCCGAACCACACACCAUCUUCUUCUCCGGUGAUGGGACCCACUAGGAGUGAAGGGGAGAGUAGGAGAAGGAGAGGGGUUUGUAGUAGAUGCGGUAGAGGGAAUAGGAUGAAGCAGAGAGAGCCGUGCAUCGUGUGUGUUGCGAGUUACUGCAGUAACUGUGUGGUCAAGGCUAUGGGGUCGAUGCCGGAGGGGAGGAAGUGUGUGAACUGCAUUGGGCAGCCGAUUGAUGAGGCCAAGAGGUUGAGUUUGGGGAAGAAUUCGAGGAUUUUGGAAAGGGUGUGUAGUCCACUGGAAGUUAAGCAGAUUCUGAAGGCUGAGAGGGAGUGUUGGGCUAAUCAGCUUCGCCCUGAACAGCUUGUGGUUAAUGGGAGGCUGCUAAGGGAAGAGGAGUUGGCGGUAGUUUUGGGGUGUUCUGUUCCUCCACAGAAGUUGAAGCCUGGGAGCUACUGGUAUGACAAGGACUCGGGGCUUUGGGGGAAGGUGAAAAACUGAAAAAUAUAAUUUAUCUUGGUGGUUUUGUAUGGUACUUUAAUAAAUUUUAUGUAGAGUCUUAGCAACUCCAAUUGUGAUUUUUUCUAUUACCAAUAUUUCAAAUUUGUUUCUAAAUGUUCUAUUACAAACUUUCGUCCUAAUAAUUAAUGGAAAUGG
Molecule: messenger RNA, 1411 nt
Organism: Ilex paraguariensis (yerba mate)
Lineage: Eukaryota; Viridiplantae; Streptophyta; Magnoliopsida; Aquifoliales; Aquifoliaceae
Source: the annotation of a GenBank genome assembly